This is a messenger RNA of Solea solea (common sole), 1979 nucleotides long. It is a transcript of the gene aatf, whose product is annotated as apoptosis antagonizing transcription factor. The record is from RefSeq and is a predicted model, not a curated record. The transcript has a single exon. Gene Ontology annotation, biological process: regulation of transcription by RNA polymerase II. Gene Ontology annotation, cellular component: nucleus; nucleolus. The coding region runs from base 80 to 1693 and encodes 537 amino acids. Lineage: Eukaryota; Metazoa; Chordata; Actinopteri; Pleuronectiformes; Soleidae.
CCACCCGCACACACACACUCCAAGGAUCUAGCGUUUUCACACGUCGCACGUGCGAGUUGUUGUCCUCGUGUCGUCGGUCAUGGCGGCUUCCUUCUCUCAGCAGCUCGAGGAUUUGUUGAAUCCGCUGCCGAAGUUCGUGGAUCCGGAGGACGGUGAUGAAGACGAAACGACCAAAGCCAGAGUGGUGGAGAAGUUCAAUGAUGAAGAUGAAGAUGAUGAUGACGACGAAGGUGGACUCGGUCGAAGUUCUCUGCGGAAGAACAACGCGACCCUGCUCUCUGACACAGACCGACGGUACGUGGGUAAAACUGUGUCCCGGAAACAGCUGGAGGAGGAUGAGGAAGAUGAUGAUGAAGGUGAGGAGGAAGAAGAUGAGGAGGAGGAGGGUAGCAUUGAAGAGUUAGAAGAAGGUGAGGAGGAGGAGGAGGAGGAGGUGGAUGGUGAUGGAAUUGAUGUAGAUGAUGAGGCUGGAUUGAAAGGUUGUGACACCACCUUCCCUGAAGGUGUGGAUUUCCAUAAACUGACGGAAGGCAUGGACGACCUGGGAGUGAGUGAAGAUGAUGAUGAUGAUGAUGACGAUGAUGAUGAUGAGACCGAAGACAGCGAUGAAGAGGAAGAUGGUGAUGAAAUGGUAGAUGAAGAUGGUGAGGAAGUGGUGCGCACUUUCUCCAAAGAGAAGGUGGACGAGGAGGUGGCGAAGGGCAGAGCCGUGAAGAACCAGCUGGUUCUGUGGGACCAACUCCUCGAGGGACGAAUCAAAAUGCAGAAAGCUCUGGUAACGGCCAAUCAACUUCCACAGCCGCAGAUGCUCCCGGAGUUCAAGAAGAGGGGCGGGGCUGAGCUGGCAGCGCCGCUCAAGAAUGCCCACAAAGCUUUGAAGGCCCUGCAGAGGACUUUGCUGGAGCUGCAGGAUGAGCUGCUCUGUCAGAACUCAGACACCAGGGCAGUUGCGCUGGGGGACACGGCCGCCACGGGUGAAGAUGAGGACAUUGACAGUGAUGAGGACAAGGAAGAGGAGGAGACGGUGAAGGACGUAAGACCACCAAAGCGGAAACUGGAGAUGACCGAGUAUCCGGACUUCAUGGCCAAACGCUUUGCUGCCUUCCAGCCAUACCAGAACACCACGCUGCAGAAGUGGCACGACAAAACCCGACUGACCACCGGGAAGAGCAGCAAAGGCUUCGGAGCGUUUGACCGGAACAUUCUGACACAGGUGGAGCAGGUGCUGAUGGACAAAGAGCGGCUGCUGCGGCGCACACAAACCCGACGCUCGGAAUACCGGACCCUCGGGAAGAAGGUGUCCCUGCUCGAGACCGUCCCUGCUGAGGAUGGGGACGCCGCACAACCGCAACUGAAGGCCAACACACACCUCAAAGAAUUGGACGAGGACAUAUUUGACGAUGACGACUUCUAUCACCAGCUGCUGAGGGAACUCAUCGAGCGCAAGACGAGCGCGGCCGAUCCCAACGACCAGGUGGCCAUGGGCCGGCAGUGGCUGGCCAUCCAGAAGCUACGCAGCAAGAUCAAGAAGAAGGUGGACACCAAGGCCAGCAAGGGACGCAAGGUCCGCUUCCACGUCCACAGCAAGCUGGUGAACUUCAUGGCACCAGUCGACCACAGCGCCAUGGACGACGAGGCACGCAGCGAACUGUAUCGAGGACUCUUUGGUCGGAACUCUGCGGUCAGAGAGUGACGGUGAGGACGUUCUCGUGAGACAGUGACGUGAUAACGUUCUCAUGAGAGACUGACGGUGAGGACGUUCUCAUGAGACGGUGACGGUGAGGACGUUCUCAUGAGACGGUGAGGACGUUCUCAUGAGACGGUGACAGUGAGGACGUUCUCAUGAGUGACGUGUUGAGUUCUGAUGUCUGAUUUUGUCCUUUGUCUCUUUGACGUUUACUAACUUCAGUUCCCUGUUAAAACAUGUUCUUAAGAUAUUGAACACCUGAACUAUAUUCAAGUAAAUAGUUUUACAUCAA